Messenger RNA from Raphanus sativus (radish), 834 nucleotides. Its product is annotated as 60S ribosomal protein L9-2. Gene Ontology annotation, molecular function: rRNA binding; structural constituent of ribosome. Gene Ontology annotation, cellular component: cytosolic large ribosomal subunit; ribosome. Gene Ontology annotation, biological process: cytoplasmic translation. The record is from RefSeq and is a predicted model, not a curated record. NCBI's taxonomy places the organism in Eukaryota, Viridiplantae, Streptophyta, Magnoliopsida, Brassicales, Brassicaceae.
ACGAAAGAUGAAGACGAUCUUAUCAUCCGAGACCAUGGACAUCCCCGAAGGCGUCUCCAUCAAGGUCCACGCCAAGGUGAUCGAAGUGGAAGGCCCACGCGGGAAGCUCACUCGCGACUUCAAGCAUCUCAACCUCGAUUUCCAGCUCAUCAAAGACGACGUCACGGGCAAGCGACAGCUCAAGAUCGACUCGUGGUUCGGCUCCCGCAAGGCCAGCGCCUCGAUCAGAACCGCUCUGAGCCACGUCAGCAAUCUCAUCGCUGGCGUCACUCAGGGUUUCCUCUACAAGAUGAGGUUCGUGUAUGCUCAUUUCCCUAUCAACGCUUCCAUCUCCGGCGACAACAAGUCCAUCGAGAUCCGUAACUUCCUCGGCGAGAAGAAGGUCAGGAAGGUUGAUAUGUUGGAUGGUGUUACCAUUGUUCGGUCUGAGAAAGUCAAGGAUGAGAUUACUCUUGAGGGUAAUGAUAUCGAGCUUGUCUCCCGUUCAUGCGCUCUUAUUAAUCAGAAAUGCCAUGUGAAGAAGAAGGAUAUUAGGAAGUUUCUUGAUGGUAUCUAUGUGAGCGAGAAGGGCAAGAUCGCUGUUGAAGAAUGAAGCUAUUGAAGUGCUUUAUUAGAUUCAUAUUGUGGAAGAGUGGUUUAGUUGUAGCGUUUUUAUUUACGUCUCUUAUCUUAUGGAUUUGUAGUUUUGUUUCCGUUGGACCGUUAUUGAUGAUGCAAACUCGCUGGUUUGGUUUUUUUUAUUUACUCUGUUCUUGCAAAAGUUUUUGACACUAUUUUCACUUUUACUUGUUCUUGGAGCUGGUUUGAGUUAUAUGAUAUGUUCUAUUUUAUUGA